Messenger RNA from Theobroma cacao (cacao), 1533 nucleotides. RefSeq names its product Protein with RNI-like/FBD-like domain. The record is from RefSeq and is a predicted model, not a curated record. Lineage: Eukaryota; Viridiplantae; Streptophyta; Magnoliopsida; Malvales; Malvaceae. Gene Ontology annotation, molecular function: protein binding.
AUGGAAACAAGAUCUGCAAAGCGAAAGAAGUUUUGGUUUGAAGGCGAUAAUGGGAUUGACAGGAUCAGUGAUCUCCCUGAUGUUGUUCUCCAUCAGAUUCUUUUCUUUCUUCCUAUCAAAACCAUAGCACAAACCAGUGUCUUAUCAAAAAGAUGGAGAUCAUUAUGGUCUUCUUUCCCUGACCUUGACUUCACGUCCAUUGACCCAACUGGAGUUUCUUCAACAAAUAUCAAGCCAAGUAAUGAGAAAAGAUCAUCGUUGCAUUCUUUGUCUGCUAAACGAAUGGACUUCAUUAGCCAGGUAUUAGCUCUCCGCGACAAGCAUUCCGAUCUAAGGAUCCUUCGUUUCCGUGCUCCUUUGAGUUUUUCACGUUUAAAUGGCUUGAUCCGUCGUGCCAUAAGGCAAAAUGUGCAGGAAUUAGACGUUGAGGUGGCUACGGAUGAUUAUUUUAAUUUUCCCCGAAGUGUUAUUACAAGUGAAUCAUUGCGGGUUUUCAAGUUGAGAUCUCGUUAUCCUGGUUUCAGGUUACCUCCUCCACCGAUUAUGAAAGGUGGUUUCCGCUCACUCCAAACCUUAUCUCUCUCCCUUGUCAUUUUAUACAGCCAGCCCUCGCUUUCGGAUUUGUUUACGGAUUCGUCAUUCCCUCGCCUCAAGAAAUUGAAUCUCGAUGCUUGUUUUGGGUUGAAACAUCUUAAGGUUAGUUGCUUGCUGCUCGAAGAUUUGACCCUGGAAAAUUGUUUCCAGUUACAUGCCUUGGAUGUUUCCGGAGCCAAAUUAAAGAGAUUGCGAGUUGCAAGCUGUUUUGAUGCUUAUUGUGAUAAGAGUUGGGUGAAGAUUAAUGCUCCAAGCCUCAGAAAUAUGGUUUGGGAAUAUAAUGCCAUCACGGAAACUAGGUCUUUAGAGAAUUUGACUUCGGUGCAUGAAGUCUCCAUUGGUUUCUUUCUACUUCAUGAAGAUGUAAGCGUGGCAAAGCUUCAGAGUGUAUCUAAUCUUUUAUCAGGACUGUCGCAGGUCCAUUGCCUAACACUUGAAAGCCAAUGCGUUGAGAUCUUAUCAAGCAAGAACUAUAUAUCAAAUGUAAUGCAUCCAUUCAACAAUCUCAAAUCUCUGGAGUUGCACACUGGCUUCAACAAACAUAACGUCCCCGGAUUGGCUUAUCUAUUCAAGAGCUCUCCCACAUUACACACCCUAAUUCUCAGGAUCGUCAAUGAUUACAAGAUUGAAAGAAGAAAAUGGAAUAAGGACUUAUGGGACAUGCCUACCUCAGAGGAAGAACAAUUUUGGGAAUCUCAAACCCAGACAUUAAAAUCCUUCCUAAACCACCUUAGUGUAGUAAAGAUACAUGGAUUCUUAGAAUGUGAGAAUGAAGUUAGUCUAGCAAAGUUCUUAUUGAAGCAUGGGAAGGCCUUGCAAGAAAUGACUCUUUCCUCAGGACACUGCAACUACAGAGAUUCUCUACGAAGACAAAAGAUAAGGUCACAGAUGAUGGGAUUUUCCAGGGCCUCUUCUAAUGCUAAGAUUGCAUUUCUCUAA